Molecule: messenger RNA, 228 nt
Organism: Acaulospora morrowiae
Lineage: Eukaryota; Fungi; Glomeromycota; Glomeromycetes; Diversisporales; Acaulosporaceae
Source: the annotation of a GenBank genome assembly
AAAUUUUGUCAUCGGAAAAGGGAAGAAAUUAAUGAAUUUUUGGAAUUACAGGAAAAGGAAAGGGUUGUUAAUAUGGCAAGAGAAAGAAAUAGGGAAGAGAAGAUUCGCCAAGGGCAACAAUUGGUACAAAAAACAUCUUCCUCUUCUGAUACACAAAAUGCAAUUUCUACUGAGAUAAAUCCUAUUAUCAAAAUUACCCAUAAUCAUAAACCACCCGAUUAUAAUUAA